This is a messenger RNA of Daldinia decipiens, 1056 nucleotides long. RefSeq names its product xylose isomerase-like protein. Lineage: Eukaryota; Fungi; Ascomycota; Sordariomycetes; Xylariales; Hypoxylaceae. The record is from RefSeq and is a predicted model, not a curated record. The transcript has a single exon. The coding region runs from base 1 to 1056 and encodes 351 amino acids.
AUGCCCUGCAGAUUAGCCAUCACGUCUAUGUCUCUCGGACGCUGUUGUGCGGGCCACCCGCUCGCGCAUAAGCUGGACAUGGCUCGGCUGUACGGUUAUAGAGGCAUCGAGCUCUUCCACGAGGACCUGCUACACCUAGCCCAGCAGCUACCUGGAGAGUCGAUAUCUGAUAACGAGCUCGAAGCAGCUCGAAUAAUCCGAAGACUCUGCCACGAGAGGGGACUCGCAAUAGUAUGCUUGCAGCCGUUUGCACACUACGAAGGAUUGAUAGAUCGCCGGGCGCACCUCAAGCGCAUAGAGCAGCUUACAUUUUGGUUUCAACUGGCAAGGAUCCUUGGUACAGAUACCGUGCAGAUCCCCUCCAACUUCCUGCCGUCGUCCGAACUUUCAGACGAUGCUCGCAUUGCGGUCGCCGACCUUAAAAAAGUGGCUGACAUGGGUCUCGCCCAGCAACCACCGAUACGCUUUGUAUAUGAAGCGCUAUGUUGGGGCACUCGCUGCGACCUAUGGGAGCAGAGCUGGGACAUAGUACAGGCUGUAGACCGGCCCAACUUUGGCCUCUGCCUCGAUACGUUCAAUAUUGCUGGCCGUAUCUAUGCCGACCCCUCCUCGUCGACAGGCCGCACUCCGAAUUGCGACCAAGCUGUACGGGACUCUAUAGCUCGGCUCGUGACUACAGUGGAUGUCAGCAAGGUUUUCUAUGUUCAGGUGGUUGAUGCUGCGCGGCUUGCCGAGCCUUUGGUCGAAGGCCACGAAUUCUACAACGCAUCGCAGCCCGCACGGAUGAGUUGGUCCCGAAACUGUAGGCUCUUCUACGGUGAGGAGGAACGCGGUGCAUAUCUUCCCGUUGCUCAGAUAUCGCGGGCCAUCUUCCAAGGUCUCGGAUUUGAAGGUUGGGUGAGCAUGGAGCUCUUUAAUCAGAGAAUGUCGGAUACGGACGAGGUGGUGCCUCAGGAAUUGGCAAGCCGGGGUGCUGCUGCUUGGGUAAAGCUAGUCAAGGACAUGAAGUUGAGAGUUGACGUACCCGGUUCCGAAAGGGUUGCUGCGUCGCUAUGA